UUUUUGGCAACGCCUAAAAACUAAAACACAAAAUACAAAGCAAUCACGCCAAUCAGCUUACUUUUAGCUUUUACCUCACACAAACAUAACAAACUCUACGCGUAGUUUCGUGCAGUUUCUUUCCUUGCAAACGCUAAUAGAAUGUCAAAAAUGAAAGCGAAAAAGGAACCGUCUUCAGAUUUGGAACAGAGUCUACUUAGUACUGAAAAACUAGAUCGCGCCUCUCCUGACAUUUGGCCUGAACGAAACUAUCCAGGGAUAGAGUACGUCAUUGAGCCUCCAAGAUCACCAGAGAUGCCAGCGUUACCCCAAUCCAUCAUUCCCCAAGAAUUGGACAAGCAUGAUUAUACACUAGUUGGACGUUAUUCCAAAUUAACAGCACAAGAACUGAUAGCUGAAGUCAAGCAAUUGCAGAAUUUAGCUUAUCAGCUUGGUCUGGAAGAAGCCAAAGAAAUGACAAGAGGAAAAUACCUAAAUAUACUUUCAUCUAACAAAAAAAGAAAAAUCUAAAUAUGAUAGUAUAUGUUGACUAAUUUGAAACAAGUCUAACACAAAUUUUGCAUUUCUUUUUUUUCUGAUUUUGUUUAUUCGUUCUUUAAAAGAAAUAAUAGUUUAGCUGUGGACUCUGAUGAUAAGUACAACAGAGAUGUCGAAUUUUA
Daphnia pulicaria is the source of this 659-nucleotide messenger RNA. RefSeq names its product protein lin-52 homolog (gene lin-52). Gene Ontology annotation, cellular component: DRM complex. The record is from RefSeq and is a predicted model, not a curated record. Bases 142 to 510 code for a protein of 122 amino acids. NCBI's taxonomy places the organism in Eukaryota, Metazoa, Arthropoda, Branchiopoda, Diplostraca, Daphniidae. Gene Ontology annotation, biological process: regulation of DNA-templated transcription. The transcript has 4 exons.